Gadus macrocephalus (Pacific cod) is the source of this 933-nucleotide messenger RNA. RefSeq names its product histone H2AX-like. The transcript is spliced from 3 exons. Gene Ontology annotation, molecular function: DNA binding; structural constituent of chromatin; protein heterodimerization activity. The coding region runs from base 48 to 833 and encodes 261 amino acids. Gene Ontology annotation, cellular component: nucleosome. NCBI's taxonomy places the organism in Eukaryota, Metazoa, Chordata, Actinopteri, Gadiformes, Gadidae. The record is from RefSeq and is a predicted model, not a curated record.
AGAGUACGGCUGUGUGAAACAUUACACAUCUCUAAUUCAGAUUAAUCAUGUCAGGAAGAGGUAAAACCGGAGGCAAAGCCAGGGCGAAGGCGAAGACCCGCUCAUCCCGUGCCGGACUCCAGUUCCCCGUCGGCCGUGUGCACAGACUCCUCCGUAAGGGAAACUAUGCCCACCGCGUCGGUGCCGGAGCUCCUGUCUACCUGGCGGCGGUUCUCGAGUAUCUGACCGCUGAGAUCCUGGAGUUGGCUGGAAACGCGGCCCGCGACAACAAGAAGUCCCGCAUCAUCCCCCGCCAUCUGCAGCUGGCAGUCCGCAACGACGAGGAGCUCAACAAACUCCUAGGCGGAGUGACCAUCGCUCAGGGCGGUGUGUUGCCCAACAUCCAGGCCGUCCUUCUGCCCAAGAAGACCGAGAAGCCCGCCAAGAAGCUGGUGAAGAUAAAGGUAAUCAUGUCAGGAAGAGGUAAAACCGGAGGUAAAGCCAGGGCGAAGGCCAAGACCCGCUCAUCCCGUGCCGGACUCCAGUUCCCCGUCGGCCGUGUGCACAGACUCCUCCGAAAGGGAAACUAUGCCCACCGCGUCGGUGCCGGAGCUCCCGUCUACCUGGCGGCGGUUCUCGAGUAUCUGACCGCUGAGAUCCUGGAGUUGGCCGGAAACGCGGCCCGCGACAACAAGAAGACCCGCAUCAUCCCCCGCCAUCUGCAGCUGGCCGUCCGCAAUGACGAGGAGCUCAACAAACUCCUUGGUGGAGUGACCAUCGCUCAGGGCGGUGUGUUGCCCAACAUCCAGGCCGUCCUUCUGCCCAAGAAGACCGAGAAGCCCGCCAAGAAGUAGAAUCAAAACCAGACUAUUAACAAAAAGGCUCUUUUAAGAGCCACCCACAUCUUAACUAAGCAGUAUUUCCUGAAAUCCAAAACCAGUGCUAGACAUUAGG